AUGACGAUCUGUACUCAUAACGCACAUGUGCUUGCAUCGGAAGCGGCCAACGAAGAUCUGAUGAUGCAAGUCAAGAAGAUUAAGUACGAUGUCGUCGGACUGACCGAGUCGAGACGACGUCACCCUCUCAACGCCGUAUAUGAAACUGGAGAAGAACUGUUCUUAGGAACAUGCGACAAUGGAGGUGUUAGUGGAAUUGGCGUCCUCGUCAACACGAGAAUGGCAAAGAACAUCGACUCUUUCGAACAACUUACGAUCCGAAUCGGACGUCUGCGGAUGAGAAGAUGCGGUCCGACACCAGCUUUGAGUAUCUUCGUCGCUUACGCUACGAAGAAGAAGAAGUCGAAGCUUUCUAUAUGGACCUGGAGAAGUUCAACCGAGAAGACCAUGCCUUCUACAAGGUUCUGCUUGACGUACGUCGCUGUUGUGUCAAAGUUCUAUACGGAAUCGGACUAUCACCUCCUCCGAGAAAGACUUUCCUUCACAAGGAGAGAAGAGAAAGCCGCCAAGUACAGAGAGCGAAAUCCCAAAGCUAUCAUUAACUGGGAUCUCUUCGCUACGCUAGCCGGCUUUUGGAAAGAUUUCGCAAUGGACAACAUCGACGAUGAUAUGACCGGCUCGUUGAACAAAUUCACGACUGCACAAAGAAGGCUGAGAGUUUUAAAACCACCAAGAGACGUCUGUUUCUUGAAGCACUUGAGCUGA
Necator americanus (New World hookworm) is the source of this 705-nucleotide messenger RNA. RefSeq lists its product as uncharacterized. The transcript has 2 exons. NCBI's taxonomy places the organism in Eukaryota, Metazoa, Nematoda, Chromadorea, Rhabditida, Ancylostomatidae. The record is from RefSeq and is a predicted model, not a curated record. The coding region runs from base 1 to 705 and encodes 234 amino acids.